AUGUCUGGACGUGGCAAGCAGGGAGGCAAGGCUCGCGCCAAGGCCAAGACCCGCUCCUCCCGGGCCGGUCUCCAGUUCCCCGUUGGCCGAGUUCACCGGCUGCUCCGCAAAGGCAACUAUGCCGAGCGCGUCGGCGCCGGCGCCCCGGUGUACCUGGCGGCCGUGCUGGAGUACCUGACGGCCGAGAUCCUCGAGCUGGCUGGCAACGCGGCCCGCGACAACAAGAAGACGCGCAUCAUCCCGCGACACCUGCAGCUGGCCAUCCGCAACGACGAGGAGCUCAACAAGCUGCUGGGCAAAGUCACCAUUGCUCAGGGCGGCGUCCUGCCCAACAUCCAGGCCGUGCUGCUGCCCAAGAAGACUGAGAGCCACCAUAAGGCUAAGGGCAAAUAAGCAAAUUUAUUUGCAACCAUAACAAGAAACCAAAGGCUCUUUUCAGGGCCACCUAUCUUUUCUCUUA
Dipodomys spectabilis (banner-tailed kangaroo rat) is the source of this 460-nucleotide messenger RNA. RefSeq names its product histone H2A type 1. Bases 1 to 393 code for a protein of 130 amino acids. Gene Ontology annotation, molecular function: structural constituent of chromatin; protein heterodimerization activity; DNA binding. The record is from RefSeq and is a predicted model, not a curated record. Gene Ontology annotation, cellular component: nucleosome. The transcript has a single exon. Lineage: Eukaryota; Metazoa; Chordata; Mammalia; Rodentia; Heteromyidae.